GUGUUUCGGUGUCGGCGGCCAUUAUUCUACGUAUAAUUUUAAUUUUUUUGCUAUUUAGUGCUUCGAAACAAAGGACUAAACUAUUUUCAAGAUAUUUCUCAGCUUCGUAAUUUUGUGGAAAAUACACUUGUAGUACAAAAAUGAAUCCAGAAUAUGACUAUUUAUUCAAGUUGCUGUUGAUUGGUGAUUCUGGUGUGGGGAAGUCGUGCUUGCUGCUCAGAUUCGCCGACGAUACAUACACGGAGAGCUAUAUCAGCACUAUCGGUGUGGACUUUAAAAUUAGGACUGUAGAAUUAGAUGGCAAGACAAUAAAGCUACAGAUAUGGGACACUGCAGGACAGGAGCGGUUUAGAACAAUCACGUCGUCAUACUACAGAGGAGCGCACGGAAUUAUUAUUGUUUACGACUGUACAGACCAGGAUUCAUUCAGCAACGUGAAGCAAUGGCUGGAGGAGAUCGAUCGCUACGCGUGCGACAACGUGAACAAGCUGCUUGUUGGCAACAAGUGCGAUCUCACCACGAAGAAAGUUGUCGACUAUACCACAGCCAAUCAAUACGCCGAACAGCUGGGUAUUCCAUUCCUUGAAACGUCGGCCAAGAACUCGACGAACGUGGAACAAGCGUUCAUGACCAUGGCGGCGGAGAUCAAGGGACGCGUGGGCCCGCCGUCGGCCGGAGCCGCGCCACCAGGCGCUGCCGUCAAGAUCGACCAGGGACGCCCCAUCGAUACUGGCAAGUCUUCUUGCUGCUGAAUGCCGACCGCACGGCUGGCGGCAUAACGCAAGGGAAGUGGGAGUCGCAGGCGCCGGCCGCCACACCCGCAACUAAAAUGCAAUUACCACAAAAGAUUCAUCGCAUCUUACAGUUAAAUGAUAUACUAUAGUUCCGCCGCACCGCGUCUCCCGCGCGGUACAAAAACACUUCAGAAACUUUUGUACACGCGGACUAUGGGCCACUCUAGUGCUAAAUGAAAACCACUGCUUCUAAGGCCGCAAAUUACCGUCUAAAAGUAUAUUUGUAUUGUAUUGUCUUUAC
Hyposmocoma kahamanoa is the source of this 1035-nucleotide messenger RNA. RefSeq names its product ras-related protein Rab-1A (gene Rab1). The record is from RefSeq and is a predicted model, not a curated record. Bases 141 to 752 code for a protein of 203 amino acids. The transcript is spliced from 5 exons. Gene Ontology annotation, molecular function: GTPase activity; GTP binding. NCBI's taxonomy places the organism in Eukaryota, Metazoa, Arthropoda, Insecta, Lepidoptera, Cosmopterigidae.